AUGAGUGCCAUGGCCGAAGAAGUCGCCUUCUCGGACGGACCGAGGAAACACAAUCGCAUGACGUGCUCUAAUGAAAGUAGGCAUGAUCAAAGCAUCUGGAAUGACGCCAUCUCCCGAUCUGGUCUUGAUAGCGAGCAGAUAUUCAUGGCCAUCAAAAAGUUGCUUCGUUGUACCGUCUGCUUGGAAUACCACACAGAAGCUAAUCAGUGCAAGAACGGCCAUCUGAUUUGCCGACAAUGCACGCAUCAGUUAGAGCGAGGGCUGCAGCAGGAGACAAAUAGAGGCACCUGUCCAACCUGCAGAAUCACCCUUUUUCCAGGAAUAUCACGUUGUCUUCUGGCGACUCAGUUGUCAGCUGAGUUGCCGACCCCUUGCCUAUUUUGCAACCUCUACUUUCGCCAAAGUGAACUUGAGCGCCACGAAACAAGUUUAUGCCUAAUGCGACCGGUGAAGUGUAAGUACAAUAUUUUCGGUUGUCUGUGGAAAGGCAAAGCUAACGAGGCACCCAGGCACGAAAGAAACUGCUCAGUUUCCAAGCGGUCGGUAAGGGAUGUGGAGGCCAUAAUUCAAGAGAAAUUUUACCAACGCUCUAAAAGGUCAAACGACAGCAGCAAUUCUUGGCAUGAAAUAGUAAAUCUAUUCAAGGAACGACCCCUUGGAGUCUUUGUUUGUGUUCGAGAGGCCACGCUACAUCAAGUGAUGCGCGAAAACAGGAGAAACGAGUUUCGUUUCCAGUGCACAACAGGCCAGCUUUCUCAGACAGGCCAAUUCAAUGCCACAAUCGAGCUCACUAUUAAUUUGGAUGAGCUCAAAUUUUAUUAUCGUACUAAAUUGCACUCCGGAUUUACAGAAUUAGUGAAAUUCCGACUGCUAACUAUUCAUGGCUAUGAUUUGGACAUUCCAACUGCUGACAGGCUUCGCGCGCCCAAGUCUAAGCACUCGCAUGAGUGGCAGAAGUUUCAUUGUCAUUUUAACGUUUGUGACAGCAAACUUAUGGCAUUGGCCAACAAGUUUACUGAGCUGGCUACCGAAAACGGUGCCGACUUUGCGCUUAGACUGGAAUUUUUGGUCAUUUUUGAAAAUGUGCAUGCUGUACGCAUGUCUCGCGGGGACUAUCAUGGAUGGAAUGUAGUCAUUCCAGCAUCACCAACAGAGUCCCAAAUAAACGAGGAUACCUCAGAAGCGCCUGCACAAGAGGACUCGACGAGACUAAAUAACAACGGGCAUCAUGAAGAAGAUGAUGAAGACGAAGACAACAUAACGCCACCUCCCGUGGUGAAUAAUAACAGAGGUCAGAUGGAAGGCACAUGGGAUUCGACACCCGAUGAACUGAACAUUCCCCCUGAAAUCGCGGAGGGAUAUCGUAUUUUCAUUGAUGAAGUGACUGAAGGAGUAGUUGUGGCUAUGAAUGAGGCCGCAAAUCGAGAAUUGCAACGUGAGGAUGUAGCGAGAGUUUUGAGGUUCGAGGAACUUCCACCUUCAAUUAGUAUGAGAAAUAAUAAUGCCUUGGGAAGGUCUGAAAAUGAAGCAAAUGACUUACUAAUUCUGGGCGAAUUGGAGGCAGAAAAAGUGGGAGAUGAAUCCAAACCCGUUUCUGAGAAUGAAAGCGAGGUGACAAAUGAUGAUGAUGAUGACGAUGAUGAAGGAUCACCAAGAAACUGUAGUAAUGUCGGCAAAAUUCAUGCUUCAGAUAAAUCACCACGAGUCGUGAGAUCUGAAGCCCAUAUUAAAGCGACUAGUAGUGAUAAACAUUCACAAAGGAUCGCAUGGAAAAGCAAAACUACCACCACCAAACGAUUUGGUCAAACUUUUGACCGAUUAGCGCCGUACUUGACAAGAGGGCACAUGUGGCAGAACUUUGAAGCUAUGAAAUGUAAAAUGAAAAGAAAUCGUAAUGUCAAAAGAAAUUCGAAAGUUUUCAAACGUCGUAAAGUGACAAAGCCUCGAAAGAGGAUAAGUAAGGACAUUUUGCCCGCAACACCAGGACUGGCAGGCCACAUGGUAACCCUUCUAACACCGAUCACCAGCUAUUGGAAGACUAUGAAGAGAAUUAGUGUAGAUUUGCUUGAGAAGGGACAUCAGAUGUUGAAAUCACUUCGCACCUCAAACAGAGAAACAGACUCCCAAAACCUGAUGGAAAUGCCGACCCUAUCGCGCAGAACAGCAACAGCAGAGUGGAUUGCACAACCGAUUGGAGAUGGAAUGAUUGCAAGAUCGGGCGGUGAUACGCCCGGCUGGCUUUUCAAUUAG
Messenger RNA from Echinococcus granulosus, 2250 nucleotides. RefSeq names its product Cysteine and histidine-rich protein. The transcript has a single exon. The record is from RefSeq and is a predicted model, not a curated record. Lineage: Eukaryota; Metazoa; Platyhelminthes; Cestoda; Cyclophyllidea; Taeniidae. Bases 1 to 2250 code for a protein of 749 amino acids. Gene Ontology annotation, cellular component: nucleus.